Cladocopium goreaui is the source of this 164-nucleotide messenger RNA. NCBI's taxonomy places the organism in Eukaryota, Dinophyceae, Suessiales, Symbiodiniaceae. The record is from the annotation of a GenBank genome assembly.
AUGCGUGCUGCCCGAUCUACGCCAGAGCUUCUGUUGGAGAUGCCUGAUGAGCUGCUGGGCCACGAGUACAGUGGCGGUUGGUUGGUGAGUUCCCCUCGAAACCUGCCGGGUGUUGAGUACGAACUGCACGCCGCAUGCCUGGCCCGUUCACCACUGGAAGCGUU